Penicillium odoratum is the source of this 1074-nucleotide messenger RNA. Its product is annotated as elongation of very long chain fatty acids protein. Gene Ontology annotation, cellular component: endoplasmic reticulum membrane. Gene Ontology annotation, molecular function: fatty acid elongase activity. The transcript has 2 exons. Bases 1 to 1074 code for a protein of 357 amino acids. Lineage: Eukaryota; Fungi; Ascomycota; Eurotiomycetes; Eurotiales; Aspergillaceae. The record is from RefSeq and is a predicted model, not a curated record. Gene Ontology annotation, biological process: very long-chain fatty acid biosynthetic process; fatty acid elongation, saturated fatty acid; sphingolipid biosynthetic process.
AUGGUCUUCCAACAUUUGUCCAUCCACUUUCGAUUGCCACCUCUCGAGCUUUUCAGCUGGCAGCUUGGUAAUGCUCCAGCAGCAUUCCCACCCCCUUCAAUCCAAUCGACAUGGCUACAGCCAUUCGCAAUUUCUGACUCGACUUUCCAAGCGGCUCUAAGCCCUAGAGUUCCUAUAACUACAGCCUCCAUCUACCUGAUCGCCGUGACCACCCUCAAUCGAGUGAACCAACAACGACACAAUGUAGCUUGGAAAAUUGCCAGAACUUCAACCUUCAAGUGGCUAGUGCUUUUCCACAACCUGCUCCUCACCUUGUUUUCUGCGUGGACACUCUACGGCGUCUGCUGUUCCAUCGCGACCAGCUUGCCAUCGAACACGGAGUUCAAAUUCUCCGCUCAAGUCGCCGAUGCCCUUUGUCGGAUCACCAGCGAUGACCAUCCUCACGGAAUAAACCUGCCGCAUGUUGAGACCCUGUCUGUGGACAGCGAAUUCUUUCACCGUCCCAGCUCCAGCAGACUCUGGAGUCAAGGCUAUGCCUAUUUCGGCUGGCUGUUCUACCUCUCGAAGUUGUACGAAGUGGUUGAUACGUUCAUUAUACUCAUGAAGGGAAAACGAAGCUCAAUGCUUCAAAUGUAUCAUCAUACAGGUGUGAUACUGUGUGUAUGGGCGGCGGUCCGAUUUAUCUCCCCUGCUGGGAUUAUUCCUAUGGUUCUGAACGCAGGGGUUCACACUAUGAUGUACACCUACUUUGUAUGGACAUCUCUUGACCUACCAGUUUCCAAAUUCGUCAAGCAAACCUUGACAACUUUGCAAAUCUCACAAUUCCUCUUUGUCUGGCUGUUUGGAUGGGCCUAUAUGUUCGUUGAAUUUGAUACUCCUGUUCAGCGCUCCACACAUCACGAUGGAAUCAUUCCUUACGAGCAUCAUCAAGUUGAAAGGACCAAGUGUUUGCAGAACAAUCAUCAGGCAUUUACGGUGUGGCUGACGGCCCUUUAUCUUGUUCCACUGAUCUAUCUUUUCGUGUCCUUCUUCAAUCGCUCCUAUCUUCGGAAAGCCAAAGUCCACACCAAGUAG